AUGUACCCUAAGAGGCUUCGUGCCAAAAAGUCAGGUCAACCUCAUAAAGUCGAUGAAUUGUGCCAUAAAGAUAUUUUAGAUCUAAAGCAAUUGGCAUCUGAUAUUGAAUUCAACUGCCAUCCUAAGAAAAAUGCCAAUGGAGAUACAACGAAAAUAUCCGAAGUGAAAGUGCUUAAGAUCACAAAAGAUGCUCCAAGCACAAUAUUGUAUAAAACGGGCUACCAGCAAGAAGAAUUUCAAACAACAACUUUGAGCAGGAGAAAUAAAAAUAGAGAUGUAAAAUUAAAAUACGCUUACAGCCAGAAGGACGGAGUCACAAAUAAAAAGAAGACUGGGCUACUGGCACUAUUUAAAAGAAGGAACAAGCCGAUACCAAAAAAUUACUUGGCGUUUUUUGAAGCACUAUAA
Molecule: messenger RNA, 408 nt
Organism: Acanthoscelides obtectus
Lineage: Eukaryota; Metazoa; Arthropoda; Insecta; Coleoptera; Chrysomelidae
Source: the annotation of a GenBank genome assembly